CGCCAGAUAGCGAAGCAGCGAACGGUACCUCUCGAUUUCCCAAUACCAACUAAUUUUCUUUCGCCGGCGCCGCCGCCUUCUCCUCCUCCUCCGCCGCCGCCGCCGCCGCGAAUGUUGUCCGCCGCGCGAUCCGGGGCCUUGGCCCGAUGGCUACCCCGGGAGACCCUCCUCCCUCGCCUCCUCUCCUCCUCCGCCGGCUCCCCGCCGGUGCGGCAGGCGCAGCUGCUAGACCUCCCGGAGGUGGAGAAGGUGCUGCGCGACGUGCGGGCGGGGGACGUACGCGUCUUCCCCGUCGGCGAGGGCGGGCUGCACGGCGGCUCCUGCGCCAACUACAUGGUCGUCGCCACCGGCCGCUCCGACUGGCAUGUCCGCAACAUCGCCCAGGCUCUUCUCUACAAGAUAAAACAGAAGCAGAAGGGUUCUGAUAGAAUAUUAAUGCCAAGUGUUGAAGGCCAGCAAGCUGGAAAGUGGAUCGUCAUUGAUUCUGGAAGUAUCGUCAUCCAUGCGCUUGAAGAGAGAGCAAGAGAAUAUUAUGAUUUGGAAAGCAUUUGGACAAAAGAAGUGUCUCCAAACAUUUCCGUUCAGAAUCCUUUGCAGGAGUUGGAAACUUCACUUGUAAAGACACGCCGCAGGGACCACUCGCAGAAACCCAUGAAGAGCAUUUGAGUACAAUGCGCUAGUUCCAUGAUCCAUGAUCUGAGUGUUGGAAUCCCUUAGAAUCUCUUAGAUUUGUUUUUCCUCUCUGCUGAUCAUAAUGUUUUGUGGAAUGACCCGCACUACUGGCCAUCCUUAUGUAAAAGAUGCACUUACAAUUUGUCUAUGGUUUAUUCCAGCUCUACAGAAAUGGAAGAGUGGUGUCAAGCAUGUAUUGCAUCCACGAAUGAAUUUUGAGGGUGUAUAAUUUGCUUCUGAAUGAGAUCACAAGGAUUCAGGAAAGCCUGAUUUCUGUGGGCCUCUGCUUGUCCAUGUUCUGUAGUUUGUUUUCUUUUGUUGACAAUAUGUUAUGUAAUUUCCUUCACUGCUUUCAAGCUCAAGCGAAGAUAGUAAAUGGUUUUUGAUUUUAGAAGGUUCAACUUCAUGCUCUCGGUACGGUGGUUAAGAGUUGCUCUCGUAAUGCAGAAAACAUGACCUGGCAGAAGUUGCGGCUUCGUAAUUCUGUUUAGAACCAGACAUUUGUAUGAACAAAAUGCAUAACUGCAUAAUCUAUUAAGCAUAAGUAACCGUAAAAAUGUGAAAAAUAGAGACAAGUGAGCAUGAUGGAAUGAGUGGCUUUUGAACAAUAAUACCAGUAACAUCAUUUGGUGUGAAUGUAAGUGCGACCGAUGGAUGUGAGCUCAAGAUGAUGAAAUGUAAC
Oryza brachyantha (malo sina) is the source of this 1354-nucleotide messenger RNA. Its product is annotated as protein Iojap-related, mitochondrial. NCBI's taxonomy places the organism in Eukaryota, Viridiplantae, Streptophyta, Magnoliopsida, Poales, Poaceae. The transcript is spliced from 4 exons. Bases 112 to 666 code for a protein of 184 amino acids. Gene Ontology annotation, molecular function: ribosomal large subunit binding. Gene Ontology annotation, biological process: negative regulation of translation; negative regulation of ribosome biogenesis. The record is from RefSeq and is a predicted model, not a curated record.